UGCUCCCAGGACCUCAGAAAGCCAACUGACCAUUGAUCUCCCCCAGAGCCCAAACUAGACUGCAGGUUAACAUGGGGAACUCCGAGAGCCAGUACACAUUUCAGGGAUCUAAAAACCACGGCCACACGAUCCCCGGUGCCAAGCAAAAGCCGUGCUCUCUGAAGAUCCGCAGCAUCCACGCCAAGGACGACAAGUCCCUGCACGGAUGGGCCCACGGGGGCGGCGGCGGCGCGGGCUACAAGUCCCGGUCGCUGGCCCGCAGCUGCCUCUCUCACUUCAAGAGCAGCCAGCCUUACGCCUCCAGGCCCGGGGGGCCCGCCUGCAAGGCCCCCAAGGGCGGCGCCCCCUCCAAGCCCAGGACCAUCGGCCCCGGGGGCGACCUCCGGGCCGCCCACGCCGCCUUCUGCCCCGAGAACGGGUUCCACUACGUUGGGCAGGAGCCGGCGGGAAACCACGCGGCCCCCAAGGACCGGCACGGACACCUCCUCAACUGCUACGCGGGGAACGAGAGCCUCGCCUCCACGCCGCCCAGCGAGGACCAGCGGAGCCCCCGGGUGCUCAUCAAGACGCUGGGGAAGCUGGACGGCUGCCUCCGGGUGGAGUUCCACAGCGGGGGCGGCCACCCCAAGGCGGCCCCCGAGGCCGAGGCCGCGGGCGGGCCGGUGCGGCUGCUGCGCUACUCGCCCAGCCCGGGCCCCCGCGCGCGCCCCGCGCCCAGCCCGCGCCCCUCGCCCGCCCGCUCGCGCCCGCGCUCCAGCAAGGGCAGCUCCCUGAGCUCCGAGUCGUCCUGGUACGACUCGCCCUGGGGCCACGCGGAGGGCAGCGAGGCCGAGGGCCCCUUCCCCGCGCCCGCCUCGCCCGACCCCAGCCUCCCCGCGGGCUCCCCGCCCAGGGACGCCCCGAAGCCCUUCAACCAGAGCGCGUCCCUGUCCUCGCUGCGGGGGCUCGACCCGGAGGCCGCCCCGGGGAGCCGGUGCGGGGCCCGCCUCUCCGAGGAGGACUUGGGCGCGCCCGCCGGCCUCAGCCACCGCGUGUCCUUCGCCUCCGACAUGGACGUGCUGUCCCGCGUGGGGCGCGGGGACCCCGGCCGGUACGCGUCCUUCACGCUGCCCUGCAGGAAGUCCAAGGCCCUGGCGGAGGACGCGGCCAAGAAGGACACCCUGAAGGCCAGGAUGCGCCGCAUCAGCGACUGGACGGGGAGCCUGUCCCGGAAGAAGCGGAAACUGCAGGAGCCGAGGUCCAAGGAGGGCAGCGACUACUUCGACAGCCGCUCGGAUGGCCUGAACGCAGACGUCCCGGGGCCUUUCCAGGCGCCUGCCUCGCUGUGGGCGGGGGGCUCGGCGCAGCUCCUGUCCCAGAGAAGCGAGUCCGCUCACGCGAUCGGCAGCGACCCCCUCCGGCAGAACAUUUAUGAAAACUUCAUGCGCGAGUUGGAAAUCAGCAGGACCAACACGGAGAACAUAGACACGUCCACGGAAACCGCCGAGUCCAGCAGCGAGUCCCUCAGCUCUUUGGAGCAGCUGGACCUGCUCUUCGAGAAGGAGCAGGGGGUGGUCCGGAAAGCCGGCUGGCUCUUCUUCAAGCCCCUCGUCACGCUGCAGAAGGAGAAGAAGCUGGAGCUGGUGGCCCGGAGGAAGUGGAAACAGUACUGGGUGACCCUGAAAGGCUGCACGCUGCUCUUCUACGAGACCUACGGCAAGAACUCCCUGGACCAGAGCAGCGCGCCCCGCUGCGCCCUGUUCGCGGAGGACAGCAUCGUGCAGGCCGUGCCCGAGCACCCCAAGAAGGAGAACGUGUUCUGCCUCAGCAACUCCUUCGGGGACGUCUACCUGUUCCAGGCCACGAGCCAGACAGAUCUGGAAAACUGGGUCACUGCCAUCCACUCGGCGUGCGCGUCCCUCUUCGCGAAGAAGCGCGGCAAGGAGGACACGGUCCGGCUGCUGAAGACCCAGACCAGAAACCUGGCUCAGAAGAUAGACAUGGACAGCAAGAUGAAGAAGAUGGCCGAGCUGCAGCUGUCCGUGGUCAGCGACCCCAAGAACAGGAAAGCCAUAGAGAACCAGAUUCAGCAGUGGGAGCAGAACCUGGAGCGGUUCCACAUGGACCUGUUCAGGAUGCGCUGCUACCUGGCCAGCCUGCAGGGCGGGGAGCUGCCCAACCCCAAGAGCCUCCUGGCCGCCGCCAGCCGCCCCUCCAAGCUGGCCCUGGGCAGGCUGGGCAUCCUGUCCGUCUCCUCUUUCCACGCCCUGGUGUGUUCUCGAGACGACUCUGCUUUCCGCAAGCGAACGCUCUCGCUGACCCAGCGAGGAAGAAGCAAGAAGGGCCUGUUUUCUUCUCUGAAAGGGCUGGACACGCUGGCCAGGAGAGGCAAGGAGAAGAGGCCCUCCCUAACUCAGGUCGACGAACUUCUGCACAUGUGCGGCUCAGCAGUGGAUGGUGCUCCCCGAGACCACCCAUGGGAAGUCCAGACCUACAUUCACUUCCAGGACAGUCAAGGCGUUACCGUGGUGAUCAAGCCGGACCACAGAGUGGAAGACAUUUUGACUUUGGCAUGCAAGAUGAGGCAGGUGGAACCCAGCCACUAUGGCCUGCAACUCCGAAAACUGGUAGAUGAGAACAUCGAGUACUGCAUUCCUGCCCCCUAUGAAUACCUGCAAGAACAGGUCUAUGACGAAAUAGAAGUCUUUCCGCUGAAUGUUUAUGACGUGCAGCUCACGAAGACCGGGAGUGUGUCUGACUUUGGGUUUGCAGUGACCGCGCAGGUGGAUGAGCGCCAGCAUCUCAGCCGAAUAUUUGUCAGCGACGUCCUCCCCGACGGCCUGGCGUACGGAGAAGGACUGAGGAAGGGCAACGAGAUCAUGACCUUGAAUGGGGAAGCUGUGUCUGACCUUGACCUGAAGCAGAUGGAGGCCCUGUUCUCCGAGAAGAGCGUUGGGCUCACUCUGGUCGCCCGGCCGCCAGGCACCAAGGGAACCCUGUGCACCUCCUGGUCGGACAGUGACCUCUUCUCCAGGGACCAGAAGGACCUGCUCCCCCCUCCCAACCAGUCCCAGCUCCUGGAGGAGUUCCUGGACAACUUCAGAAAGGACACGGCAAAUGAUUUCAGCAACGUCCCCGACAUCACCACUGGCCUGAAGAGGAGUCAGACGGAUGGCACGCUGGACCAGGCUUCCCACAGGGAGAAGAUGGAGCAGACGUUCAGGAGUGCGGAACAGAUCACUGCGCUGUGUAGGAGUUUUAACGCCACCCAGACCACCAGCAUGGAAGGGCCGCGGGAGGGCCAGGACCCACCUCCGAGGCCCCUGGCCCGCCACCUGUCGGAUGCGGAUCGCCUCCGAAAAGUCAUCCAGGAGCUGAUGGACACAGAGAAGUCCUACGUGAAGGAUCUGAGCUGCCUCUUUGAACUAUACUUGGAGCCACUUCAAAAUGAGACGUUUCUUACGCAAGAUGAGAUGGAGUCGCUCUUCGGGAGUUUGCCCGAGAUGCUUGACUUUCAGAAGGUGUUUCUGGAGACGCUGGAGGAUGGCAUUUCAGCGUCGUCUGACUUUAACGUACUUGAAACCCCCUCGCAGUUUAGGAAAUUACUGUUUUCCCUGGGAGGCUCUUUCCUUUACUAUGCCGACCACUUCAAGCUGUACAGCGGAUUCUGUGCUAAUCACAUUAAAGUGCAGAAGGUUCUAGAGCGAGCCAAAACGGACAACGCCUUCAAGGCCUUCCUGGAUGCCCGGAACCCCACCAAGCAGCACUCGUCCACGCUGGAGUCCUACCUCAUCAAGCCCGUGCAGAGGGUGCUCAAGUACCCCCUGCUGCUCAGGGAGCUGGUGUCCCUGACGGACCGCGACAGUGAGGAGCACUACCACCUGACAGAAGCGCUGAAAGCAAUGGAGAAGGUAGCGAGCCACAUCAAUGAGAUGCAGAAGAUCUAUGAGGAUUAUGGGACCGUGUUCGACCAGCUGGUAGCGGAGCAGAGCGGCACAGAGAGGGAGGUGACAGAGCUUUCCAUGGGGGAGCUUCUGCUGCACUCGCCCGUGGCCUGGCUGAAUCCGUUUCUGUCUCUAGGAAAAGCCAGGAAGGACCUCGAGCUCACAGUAUUUGUUUUUAAGAGAGCUGUCAUAUUGGUUUAUAAAGAAAACUGCAAACUGAAAAAGAAAUUGCCCUCCAACUCCCGGCCUGCACACGGCUCUGCUGACUUGGACCCGUUUAAAUUUCGCUGGCUGAUCCCCAUAUCCGCACUUCAAGUCAGACUGGGGAACGCAGCAGGGACAGAAAACUCUUCCAUCUGGGAGCUGAUCCACACCAAGUCAGAAACAGAGGGGCGGCCGGAAACCGUCUUCCAGCUGUGCUGCAGUGACAGUGAAAGCAAAACCAACAUCGUCAAGGUGAUCCGAUCCAUCCUGAGGGAGAACUUCAGGCGGCACAUAAAGAGCGAACUCCCCCUGGAGAAAGCGUGCAAGGACCGCCUGGUGCCCCUCAAGAACCGCGUUCCUGUUUCGGCCAAAUUAGCUUCAUGCAGGUCCUUGAAAGUCCUCAGGAAUUCCUCCAGCAGCGAGUGGCCGGGGGAGCCGGGCAAGGCCAGCUCGCUGGACUCCGACGACUGCAGCCUGAGCAGCAGCACGCAGAGCAGCGGCUGCCACCCGGCGGGGGGCGGGCAGGACACCCCGAAACACCCGCACACGGGCCUGACGGAUUUUCCAGACAAUCUCAUCAAAGAGAGUGACAUUCUGAGCGACGAGGAUGAGGACUACCACCAGACCCUGAGGCAGGGCAGCCCCACCAAAGACAUAGAGAUUCAGUUCCAGAGACUGAGGAUCUCCGAGGACCCAGACGCCCCCGCCGCGGAGCAGCAGCCGGGCUCGGCCGGCCGGCCACGAGGGGAGCAGCCCAAACUGGUCCGGGGACACUUCUGUGCCAUUAAACGGAAAGCCAACAGCACCAAAAGGGAGAGGGGAACUCUGCUAAAGGCGCAGACGCGUCACCAGUCCCUUGACAGCCAACCUGAAAAUGCCAACCUCGACCUCAACUCCGUGCUCGAGCGAGAAUUCAGCGUCCAGAGCUUGACGUCGGUCGUCAGCGAGCAGUGCUUUUAUGAGACGGAGCGCCCCGGGGACUCCUAGUGCAGCCUCCAUCGGACGCGGACUAAAGUGCUCCUUUCACUUGUAAACUGGUGGUCAGGUGGACAUUGCAGAAAAACUGAACUGUUCAUUAUUGGGUUUUGUGCAGUAUACAUUUUCCCACAAAAUAGUUGUAAAGAUUUAAGUUAUUUUAAUUUAUUGUGGACCAGAAAACUAGAUUCAACUGGUCAGAAUCUGUAAAAUACUUAGUUUAUAUCCCUUUUGAGCAGGUGUCAAAAUGACUUAGAACCCUUAAAACUGCAGUCUAAUUAUUUUAAUUUAUGUGGGAAAAGGAGGGGAAGUUGUGAUUAAUAGCUUUUAAAAAAGGUCGUCUUUCUCCAUCCUCUGGGCAUUUACGUUGAGCUGUUAGUUUUUGCUUUAUUUAAAGCAGAUUUAAGUUAUUUUAAUGUGGGUUAGGGGCACAAGGUGCAGAAAUUCCAUUUCUGUAAGGUUGUAAUAAUAGAUGCUGUUUAUACUAAACAUGUCAUAUCUAUGCAUAUAUAUAUAUAUAUAUUAAAAGAAAGCUUGUACUGUAACUUGAUU
This is a messenger RNA of Eptesicus fuscus (big brown bat), 5654 nucleotides long. It is a transcript of the gene TIAM2, whose product is annotated as TIAM Rac1 associated GEF 2. NCBI's taxonomy places the organism in Eukaryota, Metazoa, Chordata, Mammalia, Chiroptera, Vespertilionidae. Gene Ontology annotation, cellular component: synapse; membrane. Bases 72 to 5114 code for a protein of 1680 amino acids. Gene Ontology annotation, biological process: small GTPase-mediated signal transduction; positive regulation of axonogenesis; activation of GTPase activity. Gene Ontology annotation, molecular function: protein binding; guanyl-nucleotide exchange factor activity. The transcript is spliced from 25 exons. The record is from RefSeq and is a predicted model, not a curated record.